CGAUGCAUUUUCACCUUCGACGGCGGGAUGCAAUGUCUUCCCUCCCGAGCUCAUGAUUUGUAAGCUUGCAGGCUAUGUGAUGUGGUACACGGGCUGUUCGAAGUCGUUGCUGCAUACAGAGUCAUUGGUGAGCGCCAUGAUACAAGGUUUAUUGGCGGCGAUGUCUGCGGAUAUAUGACUCUGGCAGGUGCUUCUUCUUCGAUACGACUAUCAUGAUGUUCAGCAGAGACAAAGCACUUUCGCCCGGCGAUAUCUGGCUCGAUCCUAUCAUAUACACCACUCAAUUCUCAUCAAGCCUUCAGAGCCGAAUAUGGGAACUUCUCUUUGCGUCCUCGGUGGAAGCGAUCUCGUCCAAUCGUGCUGGUAUCCUCGAUUUUGCCCAGUAUGACUGCAUAUACUCGGCUACAGUCAAUCUGGUAACCGAGGUAGUGGAGGAGGAUGAAGACAUCAUGGAUGAGAACGACGCCAGCCACGCCGAAGAUGCGCGGAAGAAUGACGAUGCCAGUGAGCAUACCCUCUGGGAACCUUUGCAGGAGGGCGAUAAAGCAGAUAAGGCAACUCCACCCAAUCCUAUCAUCGGAUUCGUGUACCUGGCUUCCGCUCAGUAUCCAGGUUCGGUGAACCUCGGAAUCGUGAUGCUGCCAGAAUUCCGUCACAAAGGCUAUGGUACGCGGGCUGCGCGUCAGCUCCUGACAUUAGCCUUCGCUGAAUUCCAGUGUCGUCGGGUUCAAGUGCAGAUCGGAGUCGCAGAGAAAAUACAAGAGAACCACAUCGUUAGGAUGUUCACUACACUAGGGUUUGCACACGAGGGUGUCAACCGACGUUGCUUGCUUAUCCCAUCACCAUUCCUAGACGAGCGUCAGGUCGGUGUGCGUGAAGAAUCGCGACAUGUCAUUAUUCUUGCUAUGCUUGAUAUGGAGUGGGUGGUGUUGAGCAACCAGAAGGCGUUACCUGUUGCGUUCGUGAAGACACGGUGGGAUGAGAUGUUCAGGAGGCAUCAACGGGAGAGGGACUGCAUGCUUGCUGUCGAAGAAAAGGCAGAUACUAUGCGCAAGGCUCUUCGUCGGACCUCCAGUAUGGAGACUGUCAAGGACGUUCUGUUCGUCCCGAUCAAAGCUGAGGCGGAGACAACAAGCUUAUCCAUCCAGGCGAACAGUUCAUCGUCACCAUCAUCUUCCUCUAUCUCAAGAGCGUCGGAUCCUGUUCCGGAGGACGACGCUCAAAAGAGUCAUACCCAAGUUUCUUACGCGUCCACAGUCACAACUAACGAUGACAUUCAGCCGCCUGUGCGGUAUUGGCAUCCCCCUAGUGACAGAGGCACGUCUGUAGAUUCACUACGGGAGGGGUCUGGGAGCCCGGAAUUAUCUGAUGCAGAGUUUGAGGGAAGCUAUGCAUCGUCACCUCCACGAUCACCUCUGUCGUUCGCCGUUACGGAUUCUGGCGCCGAAUCCGACUGGGAUCUAGGGUCUAACUGGAGUGGUAGAGCUUCACAAAGCGAGUCAGACUGGGAUAUGUGGGAGACAUACUCAGACAUCUCAGUGCGGAGACGGUCGAUGGUGGACGGAUGAUCAAUAAGUUCUUGCCAUUUUGGAUUCACUUGGGCAGAAUUGGGAGUACUCGAUCUCCUUAUGUAAGUGCAGGAGACGACGGACACCUUGCAAUUCUUGAUUAUGGUGUAAAACCGAACGAUAAACAUAUUAUUUAUUGAUACAUGCUUUAUUUAUAGGAGGAACUGCUUUAGUGACAGUGUCGCAAUGCCGGCAGUGCAUGGUCAAAUGUUGAUGAUGUUCAUAAAGGGGCAGUUAUACAUUUGCAGUGUACCUGAUGAACGCACGGUACCAUUAGUCUGGAAUCUACAUCUCAUAAACCAUAUGAACACUCAUCCAAGUUGAGUUUUCAUAUAUCGUGCUCAGCC
Molecule: messenger RNA, 1915 nt
Organism: Somion occarium
Lineage: Eukaryota; Fungi; Basidiomycota; Agaricomycetes; Polyporales; Cerrenaceae
Source: the annotation of a GenBank genome assembly